This is a messenger RNA of Eimeria mitis, 2085 nucleotides long. RefSeq lists its product as uncharacterized. NCBI's taxonomy places the organism in Eukaryota, Apicomplexa, Conoidasida, Eucoccidiorida, Eimeriidae. The record is from RefSeq and is a predicted model, not a curated record. The transcript has 4 exons. Bases 1 to 2085 code for a protein of 694 amino acids.
AUGCUGCCACAGCAGCAGCAGCAGCAGCAGCAGCAGCAGCAGCAGCAAGAAACCGCAGCAGUGACACCUGAAGCUGAAGAGAUCUCAAACCCCAACAAAAGAGAAACAAUGCCAACAGUAAAUUACAGAGAAGAGAAAAUAUAUGAAGAAGAAGGAACGACGCAGCCUCAGAUUCAUCAGCAGCAGCAGCAGCAGCAGCAGCAGCAGCAGCAGCAAGCGAUGGAGGAGAUGUACAGCUCGCAUGCAAUAGCUGUGCAGGAGACAGUCCCCUCCGUUGUUGAUGCUGCUCAUGUUGCUGCAGAGCCCACAUAUACAACUGCAGCACCAACUCCUGCAGCAGCAGCACCAGCAGCAACAGAAGCAGCAGCAGCAGCGGGAGAAACAUCACUAGCACGCCCACGCUCACCCGAGCAGAUAAAAAUAGAAGCAGGAGUUGCUGCUGUUGCUGCAGCAGCAAGAGAAGCUGCUGCACCCACUGUUGCUGCUGACCCCUCCAUACAAUACUUCGAUAUACCCCAGGAGAAAGCAGCAGCAGCAGCAGCAGCAGCAGCGGGAGAAACAGCAGCAGCAGCAGGAACAGCUGCAACAGCAGCAGCACCAGUAGAAACAGCAGCAGCACCCGUAGAAACAGCAGCAGCAGCAGCAGGCAGUAGCAACAGCAGCAGCAGCAGUAGAAACAGCAAAAACAAACAAGAAGAACAAGAACAAGAAGAAGAAGAAGAUGAAUACUACGAUGACGACGAUGAAUAUGAAUACGACCAAGACGAAGAAGAUGAAUAUGAUGAUGAAGAUGAAUAUGAUGAUGAGUAUGAUGAUGAGUAUGAUGAUGAAGAAGAUGAAGAGUAUGAAGAUGAAGACGAUGAGGAGGAGUAUGGUGAGGGAGAAGAGGGAGAGGGAGAAGGAGAGAGAGAGGGAGAGAGAGAAGAGGGAGAGAGAGAAGAAUAUAAACAACCAGAAAUACACAAAGAAGAUAAUGUGCAACAGCAGCAGCAGCAGCAGCAACAGCAGCCAGAACUGCAACAGCAGCACCAGGAGCAGCAGCAGCCGCAACAGCAACAACAGCAGCAGCAGCUGCAACAGGAGCAGCAGCAGCCGCAACAGCAGCAGCAGCCGCAGCAGGGUCAACAGCAGCAGCCACAGCAGCAGCAGGGUCAGCAGCAGCAGCCACAGCAGCAGCCGCAGCAGCAACCGCAACAGCAGGGUCAGCAGGAACAGCAGCAGGGUCAGGAGCAGCAGGGUCAGGAGCAGCAGCCGCAGCAGCAGCAGGGUCAGCAGGAGCAGCAGCAGCACGGUCAGCAGCAGCUGCAGCAGCGGCAGCAGCAGCAGCAGCAGCAGCAGCCGCAGUCGCAGUCGCAGGGUCAGCAGGAGCAGCCGCAGCAGCAGCAGCAGCAGCACAAGCAGCAACAUGAGCCGCUGCAGCAGGGUCAGCAGCAGGUGCAGCAGGAGCCCCAGCAGCAAGAACACCAGAAUGAUCAGCAGCAGCAACAGCAGCAGCAGCAGCCGGAGCAGCAGCAGCCGGAGCAGCAGCAGCCGGAGCAGCAGCAGCAGCAGCAGGAGCAGCAGCAACAGCAGCAGCAGCAGGAGCAGCAGCAGCAGGACGAUGAGGAUGAUGAUGAAGAAGAUGAUGAAGACGAUGAUGAAUACGAUGACGAUGCAGCAGCAGCAGCAGCAGCAGCAGCAGCAUAUCGUUAUAAAGAAGAAGAAGAAGAGCUGUUUGUGGGUACUGCAUAUGAGCUGCCUAUACAGCUGAGACCGAGAGAAGGGGGGGGGGACCCAGGCUACUUAAAAUUAAUGAUAGAUGAACAGAGGUUCAAUGAUAUUAUGAAUGCAACCAGAUACAGCAGCAGCAGCAGCAGCAGCAGCAGCAGCAGCAGCAGCAGCAGGAGCAGCAGCAGCAGCAGGAGAAGAAAGAAGAAAGAAGAAGCAGAAUGGUGGCCGCAGGCGAAAAAAAAUAAAGUUUUUGUGAUACAGCAGCAGCAGCAGCAGCAGCAGCAGCAGCAGCAGCAGCAGCAGGAGCAGCAGCGGGAGAGGGAGAAGGAAGAAGAAAGAAGAAGCAGAAUGGUGGCCUCAAGCGAAAAAAAAUAA